Molecule: messenger RNA, 2276 nt
Organism: Schizosaccharomyces cryophilus OY26
Lineage: Eukaryota; Fungi; Ascomycota; Schizosaccharomycetes; Schizosaccharomycetales; Schizosaccharomycetaceae
Product: cleavage and polyadenylation specificity factor
Exons: 2
Coding region: 312-2198 (628 amino acids)
Biological process (GO): termination of RNA polymerase II transcription
Cellular component (GO): mRNA cleavage factor complex; cytoplasm
Molecular function (GO): RNA polymerase II complex binding; mRNA binding
Source: RefSeq, a predicted model, not a curated record
CUUUCAUUUGUUUUGUUGUUGAAAAAGGAUUUGGCGCUUUGUAAUUAAACAGUGCACCAAACUUUUCGUCCGUUUACGUUGUAAUCUAGUUCUCUUUUGUUGCUUGUCUUGCAGUUUGCUUAAUCGUGUAGCCAGUGUUUUUUAAAUUUAAUAGUUUAUUCCUCUUACAAUAUUGCUUUUUUUUGUAUAUAAAAAAGAAAAAAACAGAGUUUUAAUUUAUUAUAAAGUAUCUAAAUAAUAAUUUAUCACUCUUGUUAGAUAGUGAUUGCUUAUUACCAGAUAUAAAAAAGAACACAAUUUUGAUUGGAAAAAUGGAUUUGAUUGAAGUGGAUUAUUCGAGCGCUUUAGAAGAUUUGACAUUUAAUAGUAAGCCUAUAAUCCAUACUUUGACCUAUGUUGCCCAAGAAAAUGAACCUUUUGCGUUGAGUGUCGUGAAUGCCCUCGAAAAACAUAUACAAAAAUGCCCCCCGUCAUGCAAAUUGCCUGCCCUGUAUCUUUUGGAUUCUAUCUCAAAAAACAUAGGAUACCCUUACACAUUAUUUUUUGGUCGUCAUCUUUUUACCACGUUUAUGAAUGCCUACACCGUUGUUGAGCCUUCUUUAAGACUGAAGUUGGAUCAAUUAUUAGCUACCUGGAAACAGCGUUCCCCUAAUUCAAGUUCUCCCGAUCCUGUAUUCCCUCCAUCUGUAACAGGAAAAAUUGAAAAUGCCCUUUUAAAGUAUAAAUCUUCCUUCCUACGUCACCAAAGUCCGCUUUUGUCUGUCCCACCUAAUCCUGCGUACGCUGGCCCUAACAUGCGGAGCUCUUAUGGACCUUCAUAUCCAGUCUCUUCUUCAGGCUCUCCAGCCCUUGAUCUACCUAGUUCAGGAGUCCCAGCUCCCGUUAGCAAGGUCUUAACUCUCGAAAAUCUACUUGCUGACGUUGCUCGUAUGAUUAUCACUGAGCAGGCCAGAUGUAUGCGGAACCCUCUUGAUGGUCUAGCAAAGAAGCGGGUUGAAAUACUUUCUCAAUUGCAACAGGUUUUGUCUACCUCCAAUCUCCCUUAUGACCAACUGUUGGUUAUCAAAAAGCAACUUACAAGUUUGGAAACUCCUAAGCCUCCUCCUCAACCCCUUGCUCCAUCAUUUCCAAAUUCACAGCCUCCUACUACUUUUCCUGUCACUCAAACGCCCGAUAUGUUCUCUCAUGCAUCCCAUAAUAUCGCGCCCGCCAGUUAUGCUUCUACACCUAUCAUUCCGCCUCAACCAGCAUACCCAUAUCGUCCUCAAGUUUCAAAUUCUUCCGUUUCUCCUCCUCCAUUGGCUUCUUCCAUGUUCGGCGGUGCUAGUAAUCCUGCGAAUAAUUUAACCAGAGAAGAGUCUGAGAGUAUCAACUCUUUGUUUGCCAAUUUACAAGCGGCAGGACUAGUAUCACCAAAAGGUUCUCCUCCUCCUACCCUCAGUACUUCAUCCAAUUUUGUAUCUCCUAUUUCCGAAAUUGACUUGUCAAAAGCCUCUUUAUCAACUCCACAUCCCGAAUUAGCAACUCUUUUAUAUAAUUCAUAUCCCAAUCAAUGUGCCAAUUGCGGUCGCAGAUAUGCUAAUGAUCCUGAAAGCAGAAAAGAAUUGGACCAGCAUUUUGAUUGGCAUUUUAGAAUUAACAAACGAAUUCGUGAAAGUAGCUUGCACGGCAUCAACAGGUGCUGGUUUAUUACUGAGGAAGAAUGGAUUCAUAAUGAUGAAAAGGAGGAUUUAGUAACAGAAACUGCUGCCGAACUGGAAGAACAAAAACAAAAGCAACUGGAGUCUAUACGUUCACAGUAUGUAUUGACUCCUCUUGACCCGAUAGCUGCCUCUCAGCCUUGUCCAGUUUGCCAGGAAAAAUUCCGUAGUGUCUGGCAUGAAGAAGCGGAGAUGUGGGUAUUUAUGAACGCUGUGGAAAAGGAUGGUCGAAUUUGUCAUGCCACGUGCUUGCAAGAGUUAGAACAAUCAAAGGACGCGAAGGUCUCAUCUAGCUCAGGAGCUGCUCCUCAAUUACAGCCGUCAUUCGAGAGUCAAGCAAAGCAGAAAACAAGUGUAAACCCUCCACAAGCAGAUGUUCAAAGUCUCUUACAAGGAAUAGAUGUCCAAGGAAUCCUCCAAGCUAUCGGAAAGCGAAAGGAAAGAGAUGAAUCGGUUGACACAACACCUCCGAAAGCGGUAAAGCAGGAAAUGGAAUAAUCUAUAAGAUGGCUUUUUUACUUUCUAAUUUUUUUGUGAUAAUUUUUUAAUAAAUCUAAAUACUUGUUUGUUGGUCUA